Podarcis raffonei (Aeolian wall lizard) is the source of this 1984-nucleotide messenger RNA. It is a transcript of the gene CDK2AP1, whose product is annotated as cyclin dependent kinase 2 associated protein 1. Bases 284 to 742 code for a protein of 152 amino acids. Gene Ontology annotation, cellular component: nucleus; cytoplasm. The record is from RefSeq and is a predicted model, not a curated record. The transcript has 5 exons. Lineage: Eukaryota; Metazoa; Chordata; Lepidosauria; Squamata; Lacertidae.
UGCUAUGCCUUUGACUGCAGCUGGCAAUUCACUGCCAGAAACCAUCCCAAAUCUGCCUCGGGAGCUCCUACCAUACUUUGCUGCUUUCCAGAGCUGGCCACAUCUCGGAGCAGGGUUGCCCCUUACAAGUUUGGCCUGGAUUUGAUGUCCUUUUUGGGGUGCAGGAACCCUUUCAGGAUCUGGGGCUUUCAAAGCAAGCAUGGCUAUGUUUUUCUUUCUUUCCUUCCUUCUUUCCACCCUCCCACCCGCACUCUCCAUCUGAGCUGAGCUGGCACAGCGACUAAUGCGGCCAUCUGCACUGUGCAAGGAGGGCUGGCACCGCAGCCAAGUCCAAAACCCUCCUUUUGUUCUCGGGGCCUGCUGCUGCGGGGCUGAUAAGGCGCGCUCUGUCUUGGCCACUAUGUCUUACUACGUCUUCGAGGCAGACGGCAAAGGAUCAGCUGGGAACGUCCACUCUCCUUCCACCAGCAUGGCAGGCUCAGGGCAAUACAGACAGCUUAUAAAUGACUACGGACCCCCAUCUCUAGGUUACACACAAGGAGUGCAGGGAACGAGUAGCAGUCAAGUACCACAGAGCAAGUAUGCAGAACUUUUGGCCAUCAUAGAAGAAUUAGGAAAAGAAAUCAGGCCUACAUAUGCUGGAAGUAAAAGUGCCAUGGAAAGGUUAAAACGAGGCAUCAUUCACGCCAGAGGACUAGUUCGAGAGUGUUUGGCAGAGACUGAGCGCAAUGCAAGAUCCUAGCAUCUCUUCCCGUGGCUGCAAGAUUUUUCCACCUCUUAUGAAAAAGGGACACCAGUUCCUUUGGAGACUACAGAAGGCAUUCAGAGAGAUCCCUUAAUUUGACUCUACCACUCCCCCCCCCACUGCCAUUUCCAAGAAUGUGGGCCGCAAUCCAAAGUAGCACUUGGGAGGCAACCAAGGGCUUGUGUGCCCAGUGGAAAGUUUGAAUCCCCCCAACUAAUACAUCCACCCUCAGCUCAGCAUCCAGCAUGGGGGGCAUUGGUUUGAGAAAGUCGAAAGGUCCCCUUGGGUGGAUAAAACUUGUGCUGUCUUUUUUCCUUCUGGAUCCUGGCCAUAGUCAACAAGAUUAUCCUUCCUCUCAUUUAAAGUGGAGUUUGCAGUAUUUCAUUUAAGUUGAGGCAUUCCCUGAAUUAGUUGGAAUUUUUUAUUUAAAAACUGCAUUCCUCUCUCUUAAUUCUCUGUUCUGCCUCAGGUUGCUCCUUCAGCUAACAGUGUUCCCCAUAUCCAGUGGUUUUCAAACUGCAUUCUAGGAAAGGUCUACGGCUCCUUAGCUUUCUAGGGACUUCUCAGUAACAAUAUCAGUAAUGUUGGACACGCUCCCCUGAAAAGGGAGCUCCUCUGCUGCCGCCAGUAUUCCUGUGUAAUGUAAAAGGAGCGCUGGUUAUGUUCUAGGUUGCAAGGUAUGGUUAUGUGGGGCAUUGGCAAAGCUAAGCAGCUCCAGACAUCACACCCCAUGGAUUGGGUGUACACAACCCCGAGUCCUCUGCAGUGCAGCAGACUUCCUAUGGCAAACGCUCAGCCUUUGCAGAACAGCAUAGGAGUAAAGGGCUCCUUGAAAGCAAAAUUUGAAAACAGCUGCCUUAAUCCUCAAAGCAUUCAUUUGGCUUCACCACUAAACCAUUUCUUACCAGACUCCUUUAAGUUUGAGUACAGAUAUUGUUUCGUUUCACCAGCUGACAGCCUAAUUUCUAAUUUGGUGCAUGCACCAUAAAUUUUGUUCAAAAAUUAUCCCCGCUCCCCACCAUUUUGCAUGAUUGUUAAGUGUUUCCAUUAAAAGUGCAUGAGUUCUACAAAAAGACUAUUCUAACCUGUCACAGGCCCCAAAAGCAACUCUAUUCCCCCAGAUUUAAAUUGUAACUUUGCCAAAAAAAAUAAUAAUUUCCAAAUAAGUGACUAAAACUGUUAUUUGCAUCUUUGUAUGUAUUUAUUACUUGACGUAAUAAAGCUUAUUUUCAUUAACAA